This is a messenger RNA of Peromyscus eremicus (cactus mouse), 2155 nucleotides long. It is a transcript of the gene Ptges2, whose product is annotated as prostaglandin E synthase 2. Gene Ontology annotation, cellular component: mitochondrion. The record is from RefSeq and is a predicted model, not a curated record. Gene Ontology annotation, molecular function: prostaglandin-E synthase activity. Bases 592 to 1722 code for a protein of 376 amino acids. Lineage: Eukaryota; Metazoa; Chordata; Mammalia; Rodentia; Cricetidae. The transcript has 7 exons.
UGCCCGCGGAGAAGCCCAGCGGUGGAGAUCGGGCACUCGCUUGGAACCAGCGAGCUCGGCAAAGGCCUGAGGCGUCCCGAGACCUUCACUCGGUCCCGCUCGACCCUCGGAGGCCUUCGCGUUGGCGAGCCGGCCCCUCAGCGUGGGCCAUUUCCGAGGCACGUGGUUUCCAAGGUCCCCGCCGGGGUUGAGAAAAGUUUAUGGUUCGGGUCACAGCAGAAGGUAUACCGUUGCGGGAGGGCACCCACUGGAGACAGCACCGUACCUCCUUCGGAGCGAGCAGGGGUCGGAAGACCCGCGUUUUCCCUGAAACUCGUUCGGAUAGACGCACAAUGUGGCAACAGCCGACCGCAAAUCACAGGUCACCACUGCACUCCCAAAAGACAGAGACGUCAAGCCGCUUCUAAAGCCCCUGGAGUGUUCACCAGCCUCUCAGACGGGCGUGCACUCCCAGGCCCGCACAGCUCCUAGUCCCUGAUCGGCGUCAUCGUCGCCCUCGGCGACACUCCCGGAGUCCGGUCCCUUUAAGGCACCCUAGCGCCUCGAUCGUUUUGGUUUCGCGCGCCCGCCCGCAGCGCCGGCAGAGCGACCAUGGCCCGGGCGGCGCGCGUUGCUUGGAUUCUUGGCUUGAGCCGGUGUGCCCUGGCGGAGGGGCCGCGCACACGACCCUGGCCGCCAAUCUCGGCGCAGAGCUGGGCCGGCUUCACUAGGGCGGCGGCAGGAAGCCCGGGCCCCGCGGUCGGCAAGCGGAGCCCGCGGUUGUUGGGGGCGGCGGCGCUGGCCCUGGGCGGCGCGCUGGGGCUGUACCACACCGUGCGGUGGCACCUGCGCGCCCAGGACCUCCGCGCCGAGCGCUCGGCUGCGCAGCUGUCCCCGUCCAGCCACCUGCAGCUGACCCUGUACCAGUACAAGACAUGUCCCUUCUGCAGCAAAGUCCGUGCCUUCCUCGACUUCCACUCCCUGCCCUAUCAGGUAGUGGAGGUGAAUCCUGUUAGAAGGACUGAGAUCAAAUUCUCCUCCUACAGGAAGGUGCCCAUCCUGGUGGCCCAGGAAGGAGACAGCUUGCAACAGCUGAAUGACUCCUCAGUCAUCAUCAGCGCCCUCAAGACCUACCUGGUUUCAGGGCAGCCCCUGGAAGAGGUCAUCACCUAUUACCCACCCAUGAAGGCCAUGAGUGACCAGGGCAAGGAGGUGACCGAGUUCUGUAACAAGUACUGGCUCAUGCUGGAUGAGAAGGAGGCCCAGCAGAUGUAUGGCGGGAAGGAAGCCAGGACGGAGGAGAUGAAGUGGCGGCAAUGGGCGGAUGACUGGCUGGUGCAUCUCAUCUCCCCCAAUGUGUACCGAACACCUGCGGAGGCCCUGGCUUCCUUCGACUACAUUGUCCGCGAGGGAAAGUUUGGGGUUGUGGAGGCCACCAUGGCCAAGUAUGUGGGUGCAGCUGCCAUGUACCUCAUCAGCAAGCGUCUCAAAAGCAGGCACCACCUGCAGGAUGACGUACGUGCAGACCUCUAUGAGGCAGCCAACAAGUGGGUGACAGCCGUGGGCACCGACCGGCCGUUCAUGGGGGGUCAGAAGCCUAACCUUGCUGACCUGGCAGUGUAUGGUGUGCUGCGAGUGAUGGAGGGUCUGGAGGCUUUCGAUGACCUGAUGCGACACUCACGAAUCCAGCCUUGGUACCUACGGAUGGAGCAGGCCAUUGAGGAAGCCCCCUCAGUGCACUGAGCUGCAGAGGCUAGCUACUGAGGGGCUAAGACCUCCUGACCAGCCAGUCCCUGGCCGUGCUGGUAGGGGCCAGAGUCAUUUUGUCUUUGGUCCACCCAGCCCCCUGGCCCUCUACUGGACAUUUCCAGGGACCUUGACACUGGGGACAAGGCCCAGGCUCACAGCUAUUCUGAGGGUAAUGGGUCAGGGGUCACAGCACAACCCUCCAACCCCAGUUCCAGAAGCCUGCUCUCCCAACGGGGAUUCCUUUUCAACUUUCCCAGGGCUCAGUGGCUCCUUGUUGGCGAGGAUCAGACUGGCUCCCACCCUGGACAAGGGGAGGGCAGUCUGCAUUAGGGAAGGCCCUGUCCCCAUGUCUCCUGGUUCCAGCUCUUCCCAGGUACUCCUGGGACUACUGUAUUGGCAAUAAAGGAGAGGUCUGCUGCUCCCCUCU